AUGGAGCUCCGAAUUUUCGAUGAUAUGAAUCUUUACAUUACGCCGAGCAGAUUGUACAUUCAGCCUGUCGAAUCGGAACAAUACGUUAUCAUCGAACGUCCGGAUGGAGCUACAUCUUUACACACAGCAGAGAGCAAGGAACAACUCCCGAUUCAUGGGUACGAGCUGCGGAAAAUAUGUGGUGUCCUCGGCAUGAUCAGACUGAUCAGUGGUCUGCAUCUUGUGGUGGUAACGCAUCGUAUUUUCGUAGGGUUGAUCGAUAACGAGCCGGUUUGGCAGAUGGCUGGUUCUGAUCUAAUUCCGCUAUCGCCCACUUUGACUCAUUUGAGUGAGGAGCAGAAGGAACAGAACAGCACCUACUUGUCGAUGAUGCGACAGGUGUUGGAGACUCCCUUUUUCUACUUCUCGUACGGGUACGAUCUGACCAAUUCAUUACAGCGCGGCAAAACUAGUGGCGGCGGAGAAAAUGGAAAUUUCUACGCGAAGAGUGACAAACGCUUCGUUUGGAACGAAGGAUUAUUGGAUAAAAUUUUCGUGAUUGAUCUGCAAAGAUAUGUGCUACCGAUUAUCCACGGAUUCGUAUCCAUCAAUGACGUGACGAUUAACGGACAACCGCUCACUUGGAUUUUGAUCUCUCGUCGCUCGAUACAGCAUGCCGGCACACGGCUGUUCUGUCGCGGCAUCAAUAGCAACGGCGAGGUAGCCAACUAUGUGGAGACGGAGCAGAUCCUGAUCUCUAGUCAGGACCGGGUGUCGUUCGUUCAAACGCGUGGCAGCAUUCCGCUGUUUUGGCACCAAACGCCAAACUUGCAGUACAAACCACGACCUCAACUGCUGACUGGUCGGGACCAUUUGAUCGCGUGCUCGCGACAUUUCGACGAGCAAUGCAAACGGUACGGUCCGCAAGUGUUGAUCAACUUGAUCGACCAUAAGGGAGCUGAGGAUGUGUUGGAGAAAGCGUACGAUGCGACCAUCUCUACGCUGGAUAAUCCGAAUCUGACAUACGUGUCGUUCGACUUCCACCAGGAGUGUAAGAAGAUGAGGUACGAUCGGCUCAGCUUGCUUAUUUCGCGCAUUGCCAAAGACCAGGACAACUUCGGCAUGUUCCACGCCAACGAGGACGGGACGGUGCGUUCUCUCCAGAGAGGUGUCUUCCGUACGAACUGCAUCGACUGUCUUGACCGUACGAACGUGGUCCAGAGUUUGAUCGCAAAACGUAGCCUAGAGCAAGCGCUCGAGCUACUUGGUAUUUUUAAAUUUGGUGUAAAACGAAUAGAUCCUUCCUCACAAUUCGAGAGUAUCUUUAAGGCGGUGUGGGCAGAUAACGCCGACCUCAUUUCGGUGCAAUAUUCCGGCACAGGUGCGUUGAAAACCGACUUCACCCGUACCGGCAAGCGUACAUUCAAGGGCUUGUUACGCGACGGUCUGAACUCUCUUACUCGGUACAUAAAGAACAAUUUCAACGACGGAUUCCGCCAGGACAGUAUCGAACUAUUUCUAGGUAGCUAUAGCGUGCGGGAAGGCGAAGGAUUGGCUUUCCCUUCGCCACUGGCCAACACCAAUACCACCGUGGAUUGGCGGAAACGAACGAUUUUGGCCACGGUGCUAUUCGAAAUAGCUAUGUUUUUCGUGGUGAUGCUCUACCCGCAGGAGUACACCUUUAAAACGGGUGUUCUACUGAUGGUAUGGGGCAUGAUGGUUGGCUUGACCAAGCGGUUCUGCGUGAAGCAUCGGAACGACUUUGUUGAUUUGCCAAAGUUGCUGCCAAAAAAGUAACUAGCCGGCGGGGGCCUUUAUCCGUCCAUCUGGAAGCGCACGAUCUGAGCUCUUAUUACACGAUCGUGUGAUGCGAUGUGCAGCCGGGAUGGAACGAAACAAG
Molecule: messenger RNA, 1879 nt
Organism: Anopheles nili
Lineage: Eukaryota; Metazoa; Arthropoda; Insecta; Diptera; Culicidae
Gene: Sac1
Product: phosphatidylinositol-3-phosphatase SAC1
Exons: 6
Coding region: 1-1776 (591 amino acids)
Biological process (GO): phosphatidylinositol dephosphorylation
Cellular component (GO): endoplasmic reticulum
Molecular function (GO): phosphatidylinositol-4-phosphate phosphatase activity
Source: RefSeq, a predicted model, not a curated record